UGAUGAUGAAGCUUUGCAUCGUUUUUAUUCUUAUUGCUGUGAAUUGCAGAUUGGCAUGGACACUUCAAAAUUGCCUCAGCGAUGACAGGCCAAUUUGUGUUAUGCACGAAGAUUGCAGUUACACGUUGUAUAACAAAUGCAUACUGGAGUUCCAUAAACAGAUUACUAUAAAUGAAAAAAAGCCACCUAUAAAAAAUGUUUUGACUGGAUCUUGUCCCACGGGUACAAAGCUGUGUCCCUACAAUAGAUUUUUACCUGGCAUAACUUUUGAGUGAUCAUGUUUUUAUAAAUAUUAUAAAAAUAAUAAAAUAAAAUACAUA
Drosophila suzukii is the source of this 320-nucleotide messenger RNA. Lineage: Eukaryota; Metazoa; Arthropoda; Insecta; Diptera; Drosophilidae. The record is from RefSeq and is a predicted model, not a curated record.